This is a messenger RNA of Grammomys surdaster, 1885 nucleotides long. RefSeq names its product HemK methyltransferase family member 1 (gene Hemk1). Gene Ontology annotation, molecular function: nucleic acid binding; protein methyltransferase activity. The coding region runs from base 520 to 1557 and encodes 345 amino acids. The transcript is spliced from 12 exons. NCBI's taxonomy places the organism in Eukaryota, Metazoa, Chordata, Mammalia, Rodentia, Muridae. Gene Ontology annotation, cellular component: mitochondrion. Gene Ontology annotation, biological process: protein methylation. The record is from RefSeq and is a predicted model, not a curated record.
UCUGAGAAUACCUCUGACCCUGGUGGCCUGCCGGAAGUUGGGCAGUGGACUGUAGGUAGCCAGGCCCUUUUUGGACCAAAAUUCUGGCUCCUGGAUAGCUCCACCCGCACUGGGGCAGACUUGUAAGCCGCAAAAAACAGGUACCGGUCAGUUGAGCCUCCUCACCACACCACAAUCUUCAAAUGGGAAUCCAGCCACUGUAGGAACUCUAGGCCAGGAAGACGUGAUUUGCCGGGGCCCUUUCUUAACUGCACCGAGGCGGAAGCAAGAUGCUGACGGAGUGCACUGCAGGUUACACACAUCCGGGGGCCGAUCCUGGGAAUGUUUUCUGGUACCGGUAUAUGGGCAGGGUAAACGUGCGUGCCCUCUAGCAGGAUGACAGCAACAUCUUAGAAACAAAACAAUGGAGAACUGGAACCCAUGACUGAUUUUCUUCAAGCCCAGCCCACGGAUCACCGCCAGCCCUUAUCUCAGUGACUGAUAUAGCACAAGAGAGAGCUUGGAAACCUUUCUCCAAGAAUGAAGCUCUGGGGACAGAUAAUUUGGACCCUUCUAUCUGGUCCCGGAGGAAGGAGGAGAGCCCCCCGGGGCUGGGCCUUCAACUCAUGGAAGACUUAUUCAUCUCUGGCUGGGCUGUUGAGUGCCUCAGGGAUGGUUAAUCACUGGACACGGGUCUUUGAGGAAAGAGGUAUCCCAGAGGCCCGGGAAUCCAGUGAGUACAUCGUGGCUCAUGUCCUUGGAGCCAAAACAUUUCAGAGCCUGAGACCAGCACUUUGGACCAAGCCAUUGACCCCUCAACAAUUGGAAUGCAUCCAGGAGCUAUGUAACCAUAGAUUACAGAGGAUGCCGGUGCAGUAUAUCCUUGGGGAGUGGGACUUUCAGGGGCUCAAUCUGAAGAUGGUACCCCCAGUGUUCAUUCCUCGGCCUGAGACAGAAGAACUGGUUGAAUGGGUUUUAGAGGAAGUGGCCCGGAGACCCCCUGAAGUGAAAGCCCAAGAUGGCCCCCUCAUUCUGGAGGUGGGCUGUGGAUCGGGAGCCAUUGCUCUCAGCCUGCUGAGCCAGCUUCCCAAGAGUCAGGUCAUUGCUGUGGAUAAGGAAGAAGCUGCUGUUAGUCUGACCCAGGAGAAUGCUCAGAGGCUUCAGCUGCAGGACAGGAUUCGGAUCAUCCACCUUGAUAUAACCUCAGAGGGGUGCUGCACACACCUUUUGCCCUGGGGCCCCGUGGACUUGGUGGUCAGCAACCCUCCCUACGUCUUCCACAAGGACAUGGAACAGCUGGCUCCAGAGAUCUGCAGUUACGAAGAUCUGGUGGCCCUGGAUGGUGGUGACGAAGGCAUGGACGUCAUCACCCACAUCUUGACCUUGGCACCCCGGCUCUUGAAUGCCUCUGGAAGCAUCUUCUUAGAAGUGGACCCAAGACACCCCGAGCUUGUCAGCAGUUGGCUUCAGAGCCAGCCUGACCUGUACCUUCAUCUUGUGGGUGUCCGUGAAGACUUCUGUGGGAGGCCGCGGUUCCUGCACGUCCAGAAGUCUGCACCAAGUGUGGCUGCUCUGUGAACACCUGGCCAGGACUCUAGCCUGCCAGGCGCCUUGCUCACCCUGCAUGGAGUGCUGCCCAGGGAGAGGUGUACAGCGCUUUCCUGAACCCCUGGCAUGGCCAUGGUUCUGUGAUUCUCCAUGAGGCAUGUUUCUAGGAGGCUCGGAAACACGGAUGGAGUGUUCUUCCUGUGGCAGCAAAGAGCAGAGACCCAAGACCUGGGUUUCCAGCCUGGCUCUGUCCUCUCCGUGUAGCAGGCUACUUGGUUCCUCUUGGUGAAAUUGCUGUGAAGAUGUUGGGAAGUGUGCCCAGUAAAGUAUUGAGAGAGCAAUAAAUGGUAAACCAGUA